This is a messenger RNA of Hippocampus zosterae (dwarf seahorse), 2174 nucleotides long. Its product is annotated as alanine aminotransferase 2-like. The coding region runs from base 425 to 1900 and encodes 491 amino acids. Gene Ontology annotation, molecular function: L-alanine:2-oxoglutarate transaminase activity; pyridoxal phosphate binding. Gene Ontology annotation, biological process: biosynthetic process. The transcript is spliced from 13 exons. Lineage: Eukaryota; Metazoa; Chordata; Actinopteri; Syngnathiformes; Syngnathidae. The record is from RefSeq and is a predicted model, not a curated record.
ACCCCUUUGGUGAACAAUGGAGCCCAAACUGAAAGUGUUUACUCCUCUUUUCACACACACAUUCACCGGUUAAGACUAAUACCGGCAGAGAUCCUCAUUGAAGCUCGGUGCCAUCAAGUCCUUAAAGGCUCAGCUUUUUUUUUCUUAUUAUUUUUUCUACUCUCCACGGACACAAAGACAAAACCUUGAAAGCAUCACACACGCCUAGCUGAAGUUUGCGAAGACGUCGACGAACCGCGUGCUCGGGACGGGCGAGAGCAUGCGUGGCGUGCGUGCGCGCGCGCGUGUUUAUAUGAGAAGGCAACCCGGCUCAACCGUCACAUGAGACUCAAAAGAGCCGAGGAGACCAAGUGUUCGCUCACCAUCGCCCCUCUGGCCCGCCGCCCGUUGCCCUUUCUCGGCUUUGAACGACCGCGUUGACGAAAUGUCACAGACGGAUGUCAACGGGGCGCCUCGCAGGGGCAAGGUGCUCACUCUGGACACGAUGAACCCCAACAUCAAGCAGGUGGAGUACGCCGUUCGAGGGGCCAUCGUGCAACGGGCGGUGAAGAUCGAGAAGGAGCUCAGAGAGGGUGCCAAGAAACCUUUCACGGAAGUCAUCAAGGCCAACAUCGGCGACGCUCACGCCAUGGGCCAGAAGCCCAUCACGUUUCUCCGACAGGUUCUGGCAAUGUGCGCUUAUCCCGAGCUCCUCAAGGACGACGGCUUUCCAACGGACGCCAAGCAACGGGCGCGGCGGAUUCUUGAGGCCUGCGGAGGCCACAGUAUAGGUGCGUACAGCGCCAGCCAGGGCAUCGAGUGCAUCCGUCGGGAUGUGUCGCGUUUCAUAGAGAGGAGAGACGGCGGCGUCGCAUCCGAUCCGGACGACGUCUUCCUUUCCACCGGGGCCAGCGACGCCAUCGUGACCAUGCUCAAGUUGAUGGUGAGCGGCGAGGGUCGUACCCGCACGGGAGUGCUGAUCCCCAUCCCGCAGUAUCCGCUGUACUCGGCCGCCAUCGCCGACUUGGGCGGCGUGCAGAUUAGUUACUACUUGGAUGAGGACAAGUGUUGGAGCCUGGAUGUGGCCGAGUUGCGAAGGGCCCUGCGAGCGGCGAGGGAGCACUGCCAGCCCCGCGUGCUCUGCAUCAUCAACCCCGGAAAUCCCACUGGUCAAGUCCAGAGCAGGCAGUGCAUUGAAGACGUGAUCCGCUUCGCAAAAGAGGAGCGCCUCUUCCUCAUGGCCGAUGAAGUCUACCAGGACAACGUGUAUGCCGAAGGCUGCGAGUUUCACUCCUUUAAGAAGGUGCUCUUUGAGAUGGGACCAGAGUACUCGAGUACUGUGGAGUUGGCCUCUUUCCACUCCACCUCCAAAUGCUACAUGGGAGAGUGCGGAUUCCGCGGAGGCUAUAUGGAGAUCGUUAACAUGGACCCGGCGGUGAAGGCCCAACUUGUCAAGCUGGUGUCGGUGCGCUUAUGCCCCCCCGUGCCCGGGCAGGCCCUCCUGGACUUGGUGGUGAAUCCCCCUCAGCCCGACGAGCCCUCCUACGCCGGCUUCAUGAAGGAACGUACUGCGGUGCUGGACGCCUUGGCCAAGAAGGCCAGGAUGACCGAGCAGAUUUUCAACAAGGUGCCCGGUAUCACGUGUAACCCCGUGCAGGGCGCCAUGUACACUUUCCCCCGCAUCACUCUGCCACCAAAGGCGAUCGACAAGGCUAAGGAGGAAGGCCAAGCGCCUGACAUGUUUUACUGCAUGAGGCUGCUGGAAGAGGAGGGCAUCUGUCUGGUACCAGGUAGCGGCUUCGGGCAAAGAGAGGGAACGUUCCAUUUCAGGAUGACCAUCCUACCCCCGGCUGAGAAAUUAGAGCUUGUACUGCAGAAGAUCAGCGCCUUCCACCAGCGCUUCACUAAAGAGUUUUCUUAAGUCUUCCGCUUAGUUCCAAGUGCCUUUAUCCGAACAAGUGGAGCUUCGAGGUCCUACUUUUGCAUCGGCCCAUUCGACUUUGCUUAGUUUUUAAUAUAGCACGAGUAAACCAAUUUUAUCAUGCAUGAUGCACUUUGCCACGCCAGAUAAUCGUGCUAACUCUUCACCGUCCCCAAAAAAGAAACGCCGCGCAAGCUCGUGCCUGCCAUUCAAGGUGCCAACUGAAAUGUAAGAAGCGCUUUGAAAACCGCCAUUAAACGCUUGCAUUUGUUAA